AUGCCCGCGCCCACUCAUCCUUUCCGAAAUACAGAAAGCCUUCUCGUUGUCAUUCCGGACGAUGGAAUUGACGUCGAAGCAGAAGCACGAUUGUACGAUGAGUUGUGUGACGUUCGUUCUCCGCUCUUUCAAUACCGUCCAAAAUACUUAACUGACCACCAUCCAGGAUCAAGUGUCCUUCGCCCAUCCACCCGGCCCAAAUCUCCUCAGGGACCACCCUCUAUUUUCUCGCGCGACAUUUGGCUAAACGACAACUCAGGCACGAGUCUCGCUUUUGCCCGAAAUGUGCAUAUCGCGGGGUGGGACGAGCCUGGUGGAGCUUAUGUCGUGUAUGACUGUGUGAUCCGCACAAAAGAGGGUACUACUAUCCACGCACAUAAGCGGUAUAGCGAUUUCGUGCUGUUGUACGAUGCUCUGAAACAUUCAUUACCUUCACCCGUCAAACAUCAACACAUUCAUCCCAGCCCUCCCCCCGAAAUCCCCUUUUCGCGCUACAGAGCAGCUUUCGUCGAUCGUCGCCGGAGGACAACUACAAUAUGGCUCUCCGCGGUUCUCCUCCACCCCGAGAUUGGUGCAUGUCAGUCUGUAAGGUGGUGGGUUAUGGAUUAG
Molecule: messenger RNA, 609 nt
Organism: Suillus subalutaceus
Lineage: Eukaryota; Fungi; Basidiomycota; Agaricomycetes; Boletales; Suillaceae
Product: Phox-like protein
Exons: 4
Coding region: 1-609 (202 amino acids)
Molecular function (GO): phosphatidylinositol-3-phosphate binding
Source: RefSeq, a predicted model, not a curated record